Messenger RNA from Cadophora gregata, 1518 nucleotides. RefSeq lists its product as uncharacterized. The record is from RefSeq and is a predicted model, not a curated record. NCBI's taxonomy places the organism in Eukaryota, Fungi, Ascomycota, Leotiomycetes, Helotiales, Ploettnerulaceae. Bases 488 to 1207 code for a protein of 239 amino acids. Gene Ontology annotation, molecular function: protein binding. Gene Ontology annotation, cellular component: nucleus; cytoplasm. The transcript has 7 exons.
UGGAACUCUUGGAAAACGAGCUGAAAAUCAUGAAUGGUUAAAGCGAGCAAUUUUAAGUUGAUAUUUAAUUCAAUGUUACAGCAAGUCCUAAGUUUUGGCACGUUCUGGAUUUUUGAGUCCACUGCCAUUAUCAGUUCACUGCAAGCUGCGAAAGUUGAAAUUUGAAGGUUGAAAGCUUCUGAUAUUCAAUGCCUUCUUGGCUAUGCCAACUGUUUACGAGCUGAACCAUAACGUCAAAUCUACCUAUUCAUGUAGAACAUAAGUACAUCCUAAUAACACAAGAUACCGCACUUUCGUCCACUUUGAGUCCAAUACACUUCUUCGCUUUAGUUCACUUAAGUCUGUCGGUUUUCUACAACACCCCACUUCGCUAGCCUAAGGCCCAGAGAUCAGGCUACAUGCAGACGACGACUCCCAAACCAAAACAAAAACUCCCAGUACUUCUCAACUCAAGCCCAAAAUCAACAUUUCUUCCAGAAACUCAAAAAUGGCCGAGCCAGAACCCUCUAAAUUCGAGAUCCAUGAAGCGGCUCGAGAUGGUAGAACUCAAGUCGUAGAAUCGCUGUUAGCUGCCAAUCCGAAACUAGCUCAGCGAGUUGACGAUGAUGGUCGUUUGCCAUUGCAUUGGGCUGUGUCUUACAACCAUCUCGAUAUUGCAAAGCUGUUAGCUGCAACGAAAGACUUCGAUGCUGAUGUUCAGGACGGCUCAGGAUGGACACCAUUAAUGAUUGCUGUCAGCUUGAAAGAUGGCGAAGAACUCGUUGAUCUGCUGUUGAGAAAAGACGCCGAUGUCAAUGCAAAGAAUUUCACCGGCCAAACAGCACUCCACUUCGUCUCCUCCAAAAAGAACAUCGACCUCGCCCGUCGUCUCUUAGACCACAACCCACCCGCCUCCGCACGCGUCAAAGACAAGCGCGGCCAAUACGCCAUCCACCGCGCCGCAGCCGUCGGCUCAGUCCCCAUCGUCGAGCUUCUACUCAAGAACAAGAGUCCUGUGAACGCGAGCGAUAUUGCCGGCCAGACGCCGCUGCAUCACGCUAUUGCUGAGGGUCAUGGCGACACAGCAGUAGCACUGCUCAAAGCUGGUGCUGAUACUGAUAAGAAAGACAAUGAUGGGUUUCUCGCUUUAGAACUUGCGCCGGACUCGCAAGUCAAGAAGUACAUUCUGAAAGCUGCGGAGAUGGAGGGUAUUGAGCUUGCAUCUUAGUCUGAGCUCCACUCCCUGCCUGUCUUCUAAGAAGCGUUUCUCUUGUUCUGUUCUGGGUUCUCGCAUGGUCUCCGUGCCCAUUUCCCAUUUGAAAUUUGAAAUUUGAUGUUUGCUUCCCUUGUAAUGGGCCCUAAUUUGACUCACUUCAAGUGGAUCAGAUGAUCCCAGGAUUGAUUCGACGUGGAGUUUUUGACACUGAAGCAUGAAAAGAGACAAGGACGGAAGUAUGAUCGUCGAAAGAAUGGAAUGGCACGGAAUGUCGAAAUCCAUUGUAUAUAAUACUGUAAUAUCCCAAAAACCUGCCUGCCAUU